CCAUUUCGAACCCGCGAAUCGCCUCACCGAAACUCCAAAUCAUCCAAAAAGGCUCCAGACGUUAGGAAAAUCAACAAACCCGCCCCGCCAAGGAUUCAACCUUGGGAAGAGGUAACGAGAAGGCCGUUCCUCGAGGGAGGUGGCUGGGCGUCCCUCAGGAAUAGCCAGGAUGCCUCCUCCGCGCAAAGCUUCAUGAGUGCCCAUUAUGCCAGGCCAGGUCCGGCAGUCUCCCCCCUCCGUCCCAUCAUCAUCCCCGCCCCAUACUCUACGGACGCCGCCCACCGCCCUCACCGCCCCGCCCACGACCCGCCCAUCAUCUACUACAUCCAGCUCCCACCCACCGGCGAGGACCUGCAUGGCGCGGGCUUGUCUCCUCUGGUCAUGCAGCCCUUUGGCAAGAGCGGCAUCCCCAUUCCAGGCCCUUACGGCGAGGCCCUGAGCGACGCCCUCAACUACCUGACAAUGAAGCUGAUAAUGACUUUCGAGGUGGUCCUUGGGGGGAUGCUCUUCUUCCUCGGGGCUUCCGCGGGCGCGGUGCUGGCCAAGGUGCUCCUCGAGGACGUGGUCGAGAGGGAGGUGCUGUCCCAGGCCUUCGGAGGCUACGGCGUCAUGGAGCUCGUCAUGAAGUCGGUCGAUAUGUAUGAGCAGUUCACGUGA
Penaeus monodon (black tiger shrimp) is the source of this 657-nucleotide messenger RNA. RefSeq lists its product as uncharacterized. The transcript has 3 exons. Bases 193 to 657 code for a protein of 154 amino acids. Lineage: Eukaryota; Metazoa; Arthropoda; Malacostraca; Decapoda; Penaeidae. The record is from RefSeq and is a predicted model, not a curated record.